Messenger RNA from Sinocyclocheilus rhinocerous, 4075 nucleotides. RefSeq names its product formin-like protein 2. Bases 255 to 3446 code for a protein of 1063 amino acids. Gene Ontology annotation, molecular function: actin filament binding; small GTPase binding. The transcript has 26 exons. The record is from RefSeq and is a predicted model, not a curated record. Gene Ontology annotation, cellular component: cytosol. Lineage: Eukaryota; Metazoa; Chordata; Actinopteri; Cypriniformes; Cyprinidae. Gene Ontology annotation, biological process: regulation of cell shape; cortical actin cytoskeleton organization; cell migration.
UGAAGUGCGUUUCAGAGUCUGAAUCAUGAAGAACAGAAGAGCUCACUGGGAGUGGUGCGGACAUUGUGUAAUACGCGAAUAGGACACUUUAUUUGCGCUCGUGUUGCCUGUGUGAAGUUAUAAUGCAGCUGCUGCUGCUGACCUCCAUGAAGUGUUCAAGCUCAGAUAAAGUCGGACAGACAGUGAUAACGGAUACCGGACACAUACAGGACAGACCCGCAGAAUAAGAGUGUGAUUGUCACAUUGGAGGAGAGAUGGGGAACGCAGGGAGCAUGAACCAACACACUGACCCCAGAGGACACCACAUGCCCCUCAAACUGCCCAUGCCCGAGCCAGCCGAGCUGGAGGAGAGAUUUGCGCUCGUCCUGAACUCAAUGAACUUGCCUCCAGACAAAGCAAGAUUACUACGGCAGUACGACAAUGAGAAGAAAUGGGAACUCAUUUGUGACCAGGAACGAUUCCAGGUGAAGAAUCCUCCUCACACAUACAUCCACAAGUUGCAGAGUUAUCUCGACCCGGCCGUGACCAGGAAGAAGUUCAGGAGGAGAGUGCAGGAGUCGACGCAGGUCCUGCGGGAGCUGGAAAUCUCAUUACGGACCAAUCACAUUGGGUGGGUGCGGGAGUUUCUGAAUGAGGAGAAUAAGGGUUUGGAUGUGUUGGUGGAGUAUCUUUCAUUUGCACAGUAUGCUGUCACGUUUGACGGUGACAGCUCUGAGAACAGCACAGAAAACUCUGUGGAUAAAUCUAAACCCUGGAAUCGAUCAAUUGAAGAUCUCCAUGGAGGAAACAACCUCUCAUCAGCUGUCACAGGCAACAGCAUCUCCAGAGCCAGCAGACAUUCAACGAUAAGGUCUAAUACAUUACCCAGCCGGAGGACGUUGAAGAAUUCCAGAUUAGUAUGUAAGAAAGACGACGUUCAUGUGUGCAUCAUGUGCCUACGAGCCAUCAUGAACUACCAGUAUGGCUUCAACAUGGUCAUGUCUCACCCUCAUGCUGUGAAUGAAAUUGCACUAAGUCUGAACAAUAAGAAUCCCAGGACUAAAGCUCUGGUGCUGGAGCUGCUGGCUGCCGUGUGUCUGGUUCGAGGAGGUCAUGAGAUCAUUCUCUCUGCUUUUGAUCAUUUUAAAGAGGUGUGUUCAGAAGAUCAGCGGUUUGAGAAACUCAUGGAGCAUUUCAAGAAUGAAGAUAAUAACAUCGACUUCAUGGUUGCCUGCAUGCAGUUCAUAAAUAUUGUGGUUCAUUCAGUGGAAGACAUGAAUUUCAGAGUGCACUUACAGUACGACUUCACCAAGCUGGGUUUGGACGAAUAUCUGGAUAAACUGAAGCACACCGAGAGUGAUAAGCUGCAUGUGCAGAUUCAAGCAUACCUGGAUAACGUGUUUGAUGUCGGGGCUCUGUUAGAGGACGCAGAGACCAAGAACGCAGCGCUGGAGAGAGUGGAGGAACUAGAGGAGAACAUGUCUCAUCUGACAGAGAAAUUACAGGACACAGAGAAUGAGGCGAUGGCAAAAAUCGUUGAGCUGGAGAAGCAACUCAUGCAAAAAAAUAAAGAGCUGGAGUCUGUUCGGGAGGUGUAUAAAGACGCCAGCUCUCAGGUGCACACCCUGCGGCGGAUGGUGAAAGAGAAGGACGAGACCAUUCAGAAGCAGUGCAACCUGGAGAAGAAGAUCCACGAGCUGGAGAAACAGGGAACCAUCAAGAUCCAGAAGAAAGCGGACGGGGACAUUGCCAUCCUGACGCCCCCUCCACAGGGGAACGGGCAUCUGCCAGGGUCACAGGGCAUAGCUGGGGUGUCCGGUGAGGGCAUGGUCAGUCACGUAGGUGUGGCUAACGGGGCGGCACAAGGCAUGAGCAUGCCUGAUCCUCCCCCUCCCCCUCAUCCUAUGCCGGUGACACGCCCCGCUGUGGAUAUAUCUGCCCCUAUGCCCCCUCCACCGCCCCCCAUGGCUCCUCCACUUCCAGGCUGCGGCUCUCCCACCGUCAUCAUGAACUCAGGACUGGCAGCUGUGAAGAUCAAGAAACCCAUCAAGACUAAGUUCCGGAUGCCGGUGUUUAACUGGGUGGCACUGAAACCCAAUCAGAUCAACGGCACUGUGUUCAACGAGAUCGAUGACGAAAGAAUACUGGAGGAUCUGAAUGUGGAUGAGUUCGAGGAGAUGUUUAAGACGAAAGCACAGGGGCCUGCCAUAGACGUCACCUCCAGCAAACAGAAGACCUCUCAGAAAGGACCAAAUAAAAUCUCGCUGCUGGACUCCAACAGAGCUAAAAACCUGGCCAUCACGCUCAGAAAAGUGGGCAAGACAUCAGAGGAGAUCUGCAGAGCCAUUCAAAUGCUUGACCUGCGGACGUUGCCGGUGGAUUUCGUGGAGUGUUUGAUGAGGUUCAUUCCAACGGAAGCGGAGCUGAGAGUUCUCCGGCAGUAUGAGAAGGAACGCAAACCUCUGGAGAACCUGACGAAUGAGGAUCGCUUCAUGAUCCAGUUCAGCAAGAUCGAGCGUCUCAUGCAGAAGAUGACCAUCAUGGCAUUCGUGGCCAAUUUCACAGAGAGCAUUCAGAUGCUCACGCCGCAACUUCACGCCGUUAUUGCCGCAUCUGUCUCUAUCAAGUCCUCACAAAAACUCAAGAAGAUUCUGGAAAUCAUCUUGGCUCUGGGAAACUACAUGAACAGCAGUAAACGAGGAGCGGUGUACGGCUUCAAACUGCAGAGCUUAGACCUGUUAUUAGACACUAAAUCGACAGACCGCAAGGUCACUCUUCUGCACUAUAUCGCAAAUGUAGUGAAGGAAAAAUACCAGCAGGUGUCGCUCUUCUAUAAUGAGCUGAACUAUGUGGAGAAAGCUGCAGCAGUGUCUCUGGAGAAUGUCUUAUUAGAUGUGAAGGAGCUUCAGAGAGGCAUGGAUCUGACCAGGAGAGAGAACAGCAUGCACGGCCACAACACAAUGCUCAGAGAUUUCAUACAGCAAAAUGAGAACAAACUCAAGAAACUUCAGGAUGAUGCCAAGAUCGCUCAGGAUGCCUUUGAUGAAGUGGUGAAAUUCUUUGGAGAGAACUCCAAAACAACACCCCCGUCCGUGUUUUUCCCAGUGUUUGUGCGCUUUGUGAAAGCAUACAGGCAAGCAGAGGAGGAUAACGAACAGAGGAAAAGACAGGAGCAGAUGAUGAUGGAGAAGCUGAUUGAGCAAGAAGCUAUGAUGGAGCAAGAGGAUCAGAAGUCUCCCUCUCAUAAGAAUAAGCGGCAGCAGCAGGAGUUGAUUGCGGAGCUGAGGAAAAAGCAGGUGAAGGACAGCAGACACGUCUAUGAGGGUAAAGACGGAGCCAUUGAGGACAUCAUCACAGAUCUGAGAAACCAGCCUUACAGGCGUGCUGACGCCGUCAGGAGAAGCAUUCGAAGACGUUUUGAUGAUCAGAAUUUGCGGCCAAUCAACAGUGCAGAGAUGGUCAUGUGAUGAGGGCAGAGUGGAUGUGACUGGAUGGAGUGGAGGAGGAGCUAAUAAAGGACUGAUAAAGAUGACAGCAGGUCUGAAAGCCAAGUGCCUACAUUUAACAUCUGUCCCAUCAGGUGUUGAAUCAUACAUGUGUUUUAGUCAAUGUCUUCUGUCUGUGAAUUUUUAUAUGACAAACUGUGUAUUGAUCUGUCUUUUAUCUUAUGGCGCUUAAAUUGUAUGGCUAGAUCAGUGUUUUUCUUGAGAAAGUGUCCGAAUGUAAAGCUAUUCCAACACUUUAUGUAUCAUGAACCUGUACAAAGGCCUCUUACAUUCCAGUGCUUUCGCCACAGAUUAAAACCGACCACUCGUGUGUUCUCCGAAUCUACUGGUCGGUCUUAAAGAAGCCCUGUAGGGUUCGUCAGAGCCUGUUUUUAUUGUGGCGUUCACAUAGGGGGCACACUCUUGUGUUAAAAAAACAGACAGAUAGAGCCCAACAGAAUGGAAUACAGGUUGAGAACCAUUUUAAAAAGUUUUGUAAAAAUGCCAUGUUGAUGGUUUGAGAUGCUGCAGGGUGCGACACAGCGGCCAAAGAUAACAAUAAUAAGAACAUUCCUCACUUAAGAUGAUUUGAUGUCUGAUAGUAGAGGUAU